CGUUUGAUUUCUCUUCCUUGAUCUUCCCUUUACAAAAAUUGACAAUCUGCCUUCUUUCCAAAUCUAUAUAGAUCUAUAUAGUCCCAACUUCUUAAUCUAACCUAAAAAUUGGCAAAGAGUAUCAAUGUACCGAUUGAACUACCAUUAUAAUAAAUUUGGAUUUUUUUAAAUGCACCCAAUGUAUAAAAAAUACUUGUUUAAGACUAGUACAAUAUUUGGAAAUUUCUAUUUUCACAUCCACAAAUAUUGGCUUUAUCUCUCCGAUGAUCAAAUGAGCGCAGAAUUUUCAUUGAAUUUUGAAAUACAUUGACCCAACAGUGUGGACAACAACAUUCAUUAGUAAUUAGUUCAAAAAAUUUUGGUGAAGUACAUUUCAUUUUCAAAAAAACAAAAACAAUAUAAAAAUGUAAAAUAAAACAAUAGAACACAACAACCACAAACAAUACAAUACUUAGUAACACUCACCUAAAAAACAGGUAAACAAACUAUUCAAUGCUACCAAAAUAUCAUCAAUAUUUUAAUUGAUAUUUAAUGUAGUGGGAUUUUUUCAAACUAGCCGAAAAUAUUUUUUCAACCAUUUUGGCACUCAACGAAAUUUGUAUAAAAGUAAAAAGCAUGGCAAUUAUAAAUUCAGUUGUGAAUUUGAUGGUUUGCGAAUAAAGCCUGCUUAAAAUAAAUAUUAAAUACAAAAAAUAUUGUUAACAAAACUAAAAUUCGACAAACAAAAUAUUUAUAAUAUUUAAAAUAACAAAAAAAUCACUUUUCAAACUUACAUUAUGUCCAACACACGCGUCGCCCACUCAUUGAACUCGCGCAUCCUUGUACUACUGCUCCUCACGCUGUCAUACGCUUGCAAUACAAACGCACAAUACGGUUAUUAUCCGGGUGGUGGUUAUGGCGGUUACGGUGGCGGCGGUUAUGGCAGCGGUUACGGUGGUCUUGGCUAUGGAAGUGGUUAUGGCGCUGGCGGCGGCAACGCUUAUGGUGGCUACCCCGGCUAUGGUGGCUAUCAGCAAUAUCCCUCCUACUAUGGUGGCGGUUAUGGCAAUACGUAUCCGUGUUAUGGUGGCUACUAUUGUAGCGGUGGUUAUCCUAGUUUUGGAGGUUAUCCAUUUUACGGCAAUGGCAUGAUGUUCUGGACGUGUCUCUUUAUUUGAUUUUUUUCAGAUACCGCAUACGCCAGCAGUAGCGGUGGCGGUAUGGCCAGCGCAUCGGCUAGCAGUGGCGGUGGUGCCGGCUACUUUGGUUAAUUGGGGCGCAGAGUGGCAGCAAACGCGACAAUAUUGCUAGCUUCGUUGCAGAAGUACAAAAUUUAUACUUGAAAUUGUUCAAAUUAUAAUUUAGUUUAAGUUAAAUUAAUUUAGUUUGUAAAUAAGUUGUUAUAUUGUGCAUUAAACUGUGUUGUUUGCUCAUGCUCAUGUUUAGACUUAGUAUUGUAAGUGCUUUCAUUGCAUGUUGUGGCUAAUGGAUUGAAUUCAAUACAUUUGUUGUAAUACAAGCUGCAGUUGCAAAUAAAGUUAUUUUAAA
Molecule: messenger RNA, 1527 nt
Organism: Zeugodacus cucurbitae (melon fly)
Lineage: Eukaryota; Metazoa; Arthropoda; Insecta; Diptera; Tephritidae
Product: keratin-associated protein 21-1
Exons: 2
Coding region: 777-1157 (126 amino acids)
Source: RefSeq, a predicted model, not a curated record